AUGGUAACCCCGGGGGCGGGGUGCAAUGAGAGGGAUGGGGCGGAGCGUGAGGGUGGGAGAGACGAGUGGGAGGGGCUGGCGCUGCAGAGUCGGCAGCGCGUUUCCUGGCCCAACGAUAACACGGGCUAUCAGCGCGCCGCCAGCAGCGGCCGUGCCUGCGAAGCGACGCCAGCACGCGCGCACGCCAGCGCAUACCCUCCGAUAAUGGCGCCAGGCGGGCACGCCGUUGUUUUUUCGGUGCUGCCGCGCCGGGGCAGAGGGUCCUGCUCCGCAGCAUCCCCGCCGCCCGUCGCCGACGCCGACGCCGCCGAUGCCGACGCCGGCGCUGGAAGCAGGCGGGACCUCGUCGCGGCGCGCAGCAGCGGCGCUCAGCACGCGAGCUGCGGCGGCGGCUGGGACGCCGCUCGCUGCUUCCGGGGACCGGACGAGAAUAUUUUGCCUGCUGAAUCGCCCCACCUCGGAACGGCUCGCUGCUCUGACGAGGGAGAACUUUCUCCCGUCUGGAACAACCAUCAUCGUUCAGGCUUUGGGUAUGAGACUUGCCCAGACAGCAUAGAGAAAAAUAUCUGGCUCGACGUGAAAGUGCAAAUGAUACCAUCCAAAACAGUAAAUGAAACCAGACCCAAUCCGGCGCCGGCGGCGGGCCGCGGCGCGUGGUCGGUGUGCCCCGAGGCGUGCGAGUGCUCGCUGGACGCGCGCGGCCGCCGCGAGGUGUCGUGCCUGCGGGGCGGCAUGGACGGGCCGGUGCCCACCGCCGACAUGGACCCGCCGCGCGUCGAGGUGCUGCGCAUCUCGGCGCCGCCGCACCACCCCAACACGCUCACCAUCGGGCCCAUCUUCCAGCACUUCCUGCGCCUCGAGGAGCUGCACAUCACGCGCUCCCGCGUGCCCGCCAUCGGCAAGCACUCCUUCUGGGGAGUGCCCUCUCUCAGGGUGCUGAACCUGACGGAGAACAACAUCUCUCACGUGCUGGACCACAACUUCCGCGGGCUGGCCGAGCUGCAGGCGCUGCACCUGGACGACAACCGCAUCGAGUCGAUGCCGAGCGGCACGUUCCGCCACCUGCAGGAGCUGCGCGUGCUGACGCUGGCCAGGAACCGCUUCGCCGAGCUGGGCCCGCGCCUCUUCCUCAUGCUCGGCAAGCUCACAGAGCUCGACCUCAGCGGCAACCGGCUCGGAGACCUCAAUCCUGAAGUCUUCAAGGACGUCCAGAGGCUGCGCGUGCUGCGCUGCCGCGGCUGCGCGCUGUCCAACAUGAACACCAUGGUGUACCGCCUGCUGCCCGACCUGACGCUGCUCGACCUGGGCGACAACGAGUUCAAGUACGUGGCGGCCGACGAGUUCAGCGACCUGCGGCGCCUGCGCACGCUGCUGCUCGACGGCAACCAGCUGCCGGUCGUGCUCGAGAACAGCUUCCAGCAGCAGCACGACCUCGAACACCUGUCGCUCGCGCGCAACCGCCUCGCCAAGGUCACCGCUCAGGCGUUCCACGGGCUCUCCACCCUCAGGAGCCUCGACUUGGGCUGGAACAAGCUGGACCGUCUGGAGCCCGCGUCGUUCGUGCCGCUGACGCAGUCCCUGAGGGAGCUGGACAUAGCGGGCAACGCGCUCUCCGAGGAGAACGUGCACUACGUGCUGCAGGAGCUGCCGAACCUGCAGAACCUGUCGAUCGCGCACCUGCAACUGCAGUCGGUGCCCGCGGUGGUGGGCGCGCUGGCGCAGCUGCGGCGCCUGAACGCCUCGGGCAACCGGCUGACGCAGCUGCCGGCGCCGCCGCCGCUGCCCGCAGCGCUGCUGGAGCUGGACGUGUCGCACAACCUGCUGCGGGGCGUGCACGAGGGCGCGGUGGCGCGGCUGCUGCAGCUGCGCCGGCUGCGCGCCCGCGGCAACCCCUGGGUGUGCGACGCGUGCCACGCGCCCGCGCUGCUGCGCCUGCAGGCGCCGGCCGACGGCCCGCUGGCCGAGGGCGGCGCGGGCCAGUGCGCCGCCCCCGCCGCCCUGCGCGGCCGCCGCUUGACGGAGGUGGCGCGUCUCCAUGCGCUGCCGCCCUGCGCCGCAGACGCCGACUACGACGGCGGCGGCGUCCCCGACGUGACCGGCGCGGGCUCUGCCGGCGUGCUGCUCGGUGACGAGUCGCGGCUCGGCUUCAUCGCCGUCGGCGGCGCCGUGCUGCUGCUGCUCCUCACGGGAGCGGUGCUGCUGGCGGGCCUGGCGUACACACGUCACCACGCGGCCCACUACUAUACCCGAGAGGAGCGGCGCGCGGCGGCUGCGGCGGCCGCCGGCAUCACCGACGCCGACGACGUCUUCGAGAACCCGGCGGCGCUGCACUCCAACGGCGACGUCAAGUGCGCCCUGGUCGCCGCAGAGAAGCCGCUCGCCUCGGUCGCGACCAUCAGUAAGGAAGCUGCCGCCGCAGCCGCAGCGGCCGGCAUGCGCAACGGCACCGCCUGAGCGGUGCGCUUCAGCGACGUCCUGGAGACGCGCUGCUAGGCGGCCGCGCGAACAGUGCAUCCUGGCGCGGUCGCCACGCACAGUGGUCAGUGUUCUGUGCCCAUAAACAGUGCGCCUCUUACUGAGAUCGUGGACUAAGCGCCAUGUCACACACACACUACGUAUCUACUUGCUGGCGCUACGUCCGGUGAAGUGAAAUGAGUGGUCGUAGUGCUCGCCACCACCACUCGUACCUGUGGAAUGCAGCUGCUUUCGCCAGUGAAGUGCUAAAACCAUAGCGGUUCUGCGUCAUAUAUCGCGUGAAUAUUCGAUCAAGUACUAGACUGAUGAUGCUUACAACAAAACCACUGAAAAGCGCUGUAUGCAGACUGUUUGUAUAGGUAUAUACAAUACUCAAUCCGUUUCAAAAUGACAUAUUAAAACUCAGCAACCACAGAAGCAACGGAUAAUGACGUAUCAGAGAAGAAAUACCAUCGUUACAACUAAACGACAACAGAAGCUAUUCUGCGAUGGAGGUGAUGUGUGUCUGAUGCCUGAAACGCGUCUGUACCAUAAGCUACUUUGUUGAUGUUAAUUCUCAAAUCUUAGAAAAUUUUUGCAAGGUAAGGUAGAUGUUUCGUUUCUGUGCAGCAAUGCAGUGUUGGACCAAACUAAAUGAAAUGUUCGCAACAUAGUCACAGUUUUAGUUAAAAUCUACUCUGUAUACUAGCUGAUUCAUUUGAAUAGCACUUAGAUGUACUUCUAUCAGUAUUGAUACAAUUCUACUACAAAUUAAUCAAACUUUUUUGACGAGUGCACCAACAAAUACCGGUGAUGGCUGUUCCAUUCUGGGUGUUUUUUAUUUGAAGAUAAGUUUCUACUGCACGAACUGACUAAUUGUAGUGUGUUAGAGAAACAUCUACGGGCUCUCCAAAGCUCAUGAUAUCACUACAGGAAAUAUAGUAACUAUAGUAACUAUAUCUAAAGAGAGUUCGAAUUACACUGGCCUCUCACAGGCAAUUUAAUGGUUCAACUCCUCUUUGGGUCCAUUAAAUCACUAUCUAACUUGGAAAAUACUUUCACACCUCUACGGGACCAGCAUCUCAAAUGCGUAGCGGAGAGCGUUUGCGUUAACAACAGCAGCUGGAUAUGAACUGAUAGGAGACAGAUUUAGUCGAUUGUACACUUUUGAUUAGUAUCGCAUCAAAAUAAAAUGUCAGUUAUAAUGCUGAAAUAACGACUAUCUGAAACUCUUAUCUGUAUUGAUUCAUCAAAGGAAGCAAGUUCCGCAGUAUCAUGGGUGAACCUAAACAGAUCUUCGAAGAGAUAUAAUUCGAGUCAGCCUGCGCCAUGAUAAAGUGUGAAUCGUUUAUUAUAACAUUGCUGCUGAGAAACAGUUGUUCGGGCUGGAUCGUCAAACUGUCAUAUAGUGUCAGCUUUCCACAUUCAAUCAGCUAACACACAUUUCGUGUAACGUAAUUUCAAUCCACCCAUUUAAUUAUUAACAACACAUAUUUGCUACAGGAUCCUGUAUUAAUGGGAUUUCAGGUUUCACCAAUUUGCUUUAAAUCAGUGUAUUUUUUUCUCUUUUAACAUAAGUAAGAUUUCUCUCAAUUAAUAUUGAGUUUUUAAAUUUUAUGACCAAGGGAGGCUUUGGACUAAACCCUUUUGAGGGGAGAAAAAUAUUUCUGUUCUAUAUCAAUAUAAAACAUUGAUUGCACUUCACUUUUUUUCAAUAUUGUUAUUCGAUAUCUGUAACCAACAUCGCUAAUUUUCUAGACAAGCAUACAGUUUUUGUGGUAUCCUUAACCAACAUCGCUAAUUUUAUAGACAAGCAUACAAUUUCUGUGGUAAUCAGAACCUCUUGGAUUUUACAGUAGCAUUUUUACUGCUUCCAGGGUGUCAAACUGUUCAUGGUAGCACCUGGCAUCAGUAGGCUUCAAAUGGCAGUUGGUCUUUCAUAAGUAACAGUUUAAUGCCUGUCUACCAAACAACAAUCUGCAUUGCCUAGAUAAUUUAUUGUUCAAUGCUGCAAUUCUUUUCCUAAUAGUAAUUGUGGAUAAAUAUUAAGCUCUUUUUCUGUGAUGGAGUUUCAGAUCAUGACGAUGUUUGGCAUGAGAAAAAUAAUGGUUACAUUUAAUCUAAUGAUUUCCAUAAUCAGUUUCACCCUUAAGCUACUGUUCUGAAAACUGUUCAUUCUUUGGUAGUUAAACUCGAAUCAACUGUUGGCAAUGUUCCUUACUGGUACUGGUUUAGGAGAAAUUUGUGGCAGGAUGAAACACUAACCUAACUAGCAAUAUAAAAGACAUACAGGAAGAAUUUUAGUUACUAGAGUAAUGGAACAGUGCUGAGUUGUUGGAAGUCAAGAACAAUAACAACUUUUAUGGAUUUGAUUGUGAAGAAACAUGAACGAGCGCGGUGAAAGAACGUAGUUUACCUUGAACAGACAUGUUUAUAACAAAUCAGAAAAUGUUGAAUUUUCAAGUAUUUUCUUCAUGGAAUGUGUACUGAAAGCGUAGAGCUGGAGGUGAAGUUUUAUUACUUGUUGUUCGUUGAGCAUAAAUUUAUCUUUGUAUGAAUGAUAUCACUGUCAUAUAACCAGUACAAGACUAUCCAUUCGCAAAGGAAGUGAACUCUUUCGAUGAUUACAUUUUUGGGCUUGCAUGAUUUGAGGGAGUAAGUAGUUACAGACUGUGUGUAAGUUGGUAUACUACAAUUUAUAUAUAUUUUUGUAAAAACUGUUUUGUAACACAAAUGAAGAAAUGACUGUAAACAAAAGUGUAAUAUCAUUAUUAAAUAUUUUGCAAAUAUUCAUAACUAUUAAAUCAUGAAACAUUUUAAAACGUUAUUGGGAAUUUUUGUGUAGUUUAUUGAGGCACUUGGAGCCACCAGGGUGAAUUUUCGGCAUUCUUGUUGUGAUUAACUCUCAAAUAGUUAUCAAGAGUUAUGUGCUUAUUUUUAAUUAGAAAUCAGUAAUUUUGUACCAAAUUAAUAUCAGAACUAUGAGCACUCUACAUAACAUAGUGUCCCUAACCCUCUUGGCACUCAUGAAAGAAAUAUGCCCACAUAUUUUGCAACCCCAAGAAAAGCAUGAUAUUUCCUAAAGAAGAUAUAAGUUACAGAUAAAUUCUAUAUACAGUCACAGUAAUCAAAUAUAUUUUAAACUAAUGUAGUGUGCAACAGUGAAGACAUUAUUUUACUACCAAAUAGAUGUAAGUAUGUAAAUAUAUGCGUGUGUGUGUAUUUAUUAUUAGUAAGUCCUGAAAAGAAAUAUUUUAUUACACGAAAAUGCCAUGUGUUUAACAUUCUUUUGAUCUUAUUAAAAUUGUUAAGAAAUUCAUAUUUUAUGACCAUGAACCAAUUUGUUG
This is a messenger RNA of Schistocerca nitens (vagrant locust), 5801 nucleotides long. Its product is annotated as leucine-rich repeat-containing protein 15-like. The transcript has 9 exons. Gene Ontology annotation, cellular component: extracellular matrix. Gene Ontology annotation, molecular function: protein binding. Bases 1 to 2454 code for a protein of 817 amino acids. NCBI's taxonomy places the organism in Eukaryota, Metazoa, Arthropoda, Insecta, Orthoptera, Acrididae. The record is from RefSeq and is a predicted model, not a curated record.